This is a messenger RNA of Schistosoma rodhaini, 1758 nucleotides long. The record is from the annotation of a GenBank genome assembly. Lineage: Eukaryota; Metazoa; Platyhelminthes; Trematoda; Strigeidida; Schistosomatidae.
GAGUUUUAUAUUUGUUGAUCUUUUAAAGCAUGCCAUCUGGAGCACCUUUGUUUGUUCUUAACCGUACAGCUCGUGGAGAGCAGGGGAAGUCUGUGCAGUUAGCCAACAUCGAAGCGGGGAAGACUGUUGCCGAUGUAAUAAGAACAUGUUUAGGUCCAAGGGCAAUGUUGAAAAUGCUUAUGGAUCCGAUGGGCGGGAUAGUAAUGACUAACGAUGGAAAUGCAAUAUUGAGAGAGAUUACUGUUGAGCACCCAGCUGCCAAAUCGAUGAUAGAAAUCGCGCGGACUCAGGAUGAGGAAGUUGGUGAUGGUACUACCUCAGUAAUUAUCCUCAGUGGAGAAAUGUUAGCAGUCGCUGCUCCCUGUUUGGAAAAACAAGUGCACGCUACAAAAAUUAUAUCCUCAUUCCGAAAAGGCCUUGAUGAAAUGCUUGUAUUGCUUCGUGAAAAAUUGAGUGUUCCAUGUGAUGCAUCGGAUGAACGAGAGGUUCAAAAGAUAGUUCAAAGUUGUGUUGGGACAAAACUCAUAAGUCAAUGGUCCGACCUAGCUUGCAAGAUCGCCUAUGACGCCGUAAAAAUUGUAACAGUGGAGACCGAUGGUCGUAAAGAAAUAGACAUUAAACGGUACGCAAAAGUGGAAAAGAUUCCUGGUGGGUCUGUUGAAGACUCUGUUGUUCUUGAUGGCGUUAUGUUUAAUAAAGAUGUUGUACAUCCUCGUAUGUCAAGAAGAAUAGAAAAUCCCAGAAUCUUGCUCAUGGACUGUAAUUUGGAGUAUAAGAAGGGUGAAAGCCAAACAACAAUGGAGUUAUCAGAUGAUAAAGACUUCACUCGAGCUUUAGAAAUAGAAGAGUCCUUCAUCAAGGAAAUGUGUGACCAAAUUAUCCAAUUUAAUCCAAAUGUUCUUAUAACCGAAAAGGGAGUUAGCGACCUCGCUCAGCACUACUUGAGCAAAGCCAACAUAUCCGUCAUAAGGCGACUCAGAAAAACAGACAAUCUACGCAUCGCGAAGGCAUGCGGUGCUACUAUCGUCAACAGACCAGAAGAAAUUAAAGAGGAAGAUAUUGGCACCCAAGCGGGUCUUUUUGAAGUAAAAACAAUAGGAGACGAGUAUUUCACAUUCAUAACAAAGUGCAAGAAUCCCAAAGCUUGCACUAUUCUACUCAGAGGUGCCAGCAAGGAUGUACUCAAUGAAGUCGAACGCAAUUUGCAAGAUGCCAUGAAUGUAGUUCGUAAUGUUAUGUUGGAGCAGCGAUUAGUUCCUGGAGGUGGUGCCAUUGAAAUGGCUCUGGCUCAAGAACUAACUCAAAAAUCGAAGUCAGUUAAUUCUGCUGUUCAGCAAAUGGUUUAUCUCGCCAUGGCACAAGCCUUAGAAGUGAUACCUAGGACGUUAGCUAAAAAUUGUGGUGCAAAUGUCCUUCGACUUAUUACAGAGCUUCGUGCUCGUCAUGCUACUGAUCCUGCUAAGUAUUGGACAUUCGGUGUGAACGGAAUUUCUGGAAGGAUUGUCGAUAUGAAGGAACUGGAUAUAUGGGAUCCCUUGACAGUAAAGGCCCAAACUCUUAAGACAGCAAUCGAGGUAUGUUUACACUUAACCUUUUACUAAUUUUUAGACGGCGAUUUUGCUGCUGCGAAUUGAUGAUGUUGUUUCUGGGGUGAAGAAACAAUCGGGAGAUAAUACACCAACGCCCACAACCACUGAAUAAACUUUCUGUCCCACCAAGCGUUUGUUAACUUGAAAUAUAUAUCGAUUCUGCCUGCGU